Molecule: messenger RNA, 9185 nt
Organism: Galleria mellonella (greater wax moth)
Lineage: Eukaryota; Metazoa; Arthropoda; Insecta; Lepidoptera; Pyralidae
Gene: MRP
Product: multidrug resistance-associated protein 1
Exons: 27
Coding region: 246-5027 (1593 amino acids)
Biological process (GO): transmembrane transport
Cellular component (GO): membrane
Molecular function (GO): ATP binding; ATP hydrolysis activity; ABC-type transporter activity
Source: RefSeq, a predicted model, not a curated record
CCUAUGUAGGUGCUCUGUAUUCUGUGAUGGUUUAAAUUUGGUAGUGAUUCGUGAUGGUGUGGUCGAAAGUUUAUUAAUUUUUAUAAAGUGUUGUGUGUGAGAAUUAACACGUUAGAUUAUCAUUUAAUUUUUAUACUAUUAAUAUAUUUUCAUUUAAACUAAAACGUGUUUAUUGAUAACUUUCAUGACAACCUCCACAUUAACUUCAAAUUAGAUUUGCCGAGCCUUGAUCACAAAUUGUGACAAUGUCUUACAAUUCCACGCUUGACGGCUUCUGUGGAUCUAAGUUUUGGGAUUCCAAUCUUACAUGGUAUACGGAUAGCCCUGAAUUAACACCAUGUUUCCAGAAAACCGUCCUAAUAUGGAUACCAUGCCUGUACCUGUGGGUAACCGCCUUAUUCGAUAUGUAUUAUAUAUUACACAGCAAAGAGAGAAACAUACCAUGGAAUCUAUUAAAUAUCAGCAAGCUUGCCAUCACAUGCCUAUUAAUAGUAGUGAAGUUUGUGGACCUGGGAGUCACUGUGCACAACUCAUCACAGGAUGACAGCAUAGUGUACAAUGCUGACUAUUACAGCCCAAUAAUAAAGAUAUUCACUUUCGGUUUAUCGGCGACACUAUUAUAUUAUAAUAGAAAAUUUGGUAUGAGAGCAUCAGGGGUGUUAUUUUUCUUCUGGUUACUGUUAAUAUUAGCCGGACUACCACAGCUCCGAUCUGAAGUAAUACGGCAUUACCAAAUGGAAGAUGACGAAAAUGUCAAAUACAAUUUCAUCAGUUACAUGGUUUAUUAUCCACUUAUAGUUUUAAUGUUUAUAUUAAAUUGUUUCGCCGACUUGCCGCCAAAAGACACGCCCUAUAAAUAUGAAAAGAAUCAAUGUCCAGAAAGCGCAUCAGGGUUCCCGAGUCGCCUUACUUUUAGUUGGUUCGACCCUCUCGCGUUAACAGGGUUUCGCAGAAGCCUAACCGAUAAUGACCUCUGGGCACUUAACCCGCCGGAUUCUUCCAUUGAAGUGGUGCCACGUUUCGACAAGUUUUGGGAAAGAUCUUUAAUGAAAAGAGAAGAUUCAAAUGGUACAAAGGCAACGUACAGUAAAACGUCGGCAAGCGUGAAUUUCAAGCCUGAGAGUGAAAAGCAGCCAGCCUCUAUAUUGCCAGCUCUAUGCUUGGCGUUCGGGGGACAGUUCCUUUUCGGAGCACUACUGAAACUUAUCAAUGAUACCCUCAUGUUCUUAUCACCACAAAUACUUAAGCUUCUAAUAGGUUUUGUAGAAGGCAAUGAGCCCGAUUGGAAGGGUUACCUUUACGCUAUAGCCUUAUUGGCAUGCGCUACAAUACAGACUUUGUUAUUGGCACAUUAUUUCACGAGGAUGUACCUGGUUGGUAUGCGAAUAAGAACGGCGCUGACAAGUGCGAUAUACAGAAAGUCACUACGAAUGUCCAAUUCAGCCAGAAAAGAGUCUACUGUGGGAGAAAUUGUCAAUUUAAUGGCCGUAGAUGCACAGAGAUUCAUAGAGUUGACAGCGUACUUAAAUAUGAUAUGGUCGGCCCCGCUCCAGAUUGCUCUGGCUCUAUAUUUCUUAUGGGGUAUAUUGGGGCCAUCAGUUCUGGCUGGCCUGGCCGUAAUGAUCAUCCUUAUACCAGUGAAUGGGUUAAUUGCAAACAGAGUAAAAACAUUACAAAUUAAACAAAUGAAAUAUAAGGAUGAAAGGGUUAAAUUAAUGAAUGAGGUGCUCAAUGGAAUUAAGGUACUUAAAAUGUAUGCAUGGGAACCGAGCUUUGAGGAUCAAGUACUUAAAAUAAGAAACAAGGAAAUGAAUGUACUUAAACAAACAGCUUAUCUCAAUUCUGCCACGUCAUUUAUAUGGUCCUGUGCACCAUUCUUGGUGUCGCUGAUGUCAUUCGGAUGUUUUGUGUUGGUCAACGACACAGAAGUGCUCGACUCUAAGAGGGCUUUCGUAGCAUUAUCACUUUUCAAUAUACUGCGUUUCCCAUUAUCUAUGCUACCUAAUGUUAUAUCAAAUGUUGUACAAACUUCAGUUGGUAUAAAAAGAUUGAACAAAUUCAUGAAUUCCGAUGAAUUAGAUGAUAGUGCAGUGGAACAUGACCCCAAAGAACCUAAUCCUUUACUGAUAGAAAAUGGUCACUUCUCGUGGGGUGCAAAAGACUCUGAUCCAGUACUUAAAAAUAUCAACUUGCACAUACCACGAGGGUCCCUCGUGGCCAUAGUUGGUGCUGUAGGCUCCGGCAAGAGUUCUUUACUUUCAGCGUUGCUCGGGGAAAUGAACAAAGUUUCCGGGCGAGUCAAUACACAUGGUAGUAUAGCGUAUGUGCCGCAGCAAGCAUGGAUUCAAAACGCAACGCUGCAAGACAACAUCCUGUUCGGCAAGCCGCUCGACAAACACAAGUACAACAAUGUGAUAUCAGUGUGUGCACUCAAAACUGAUUUCGACAUGUUACCCGGCGGCGACCAAACAGAGAUUGGAGAAAAAGGUAUUAAUCUGUCUGGAGGACAAAAGCAGCGCGUAUCGCUCGCACGAGCGGUAUACUACGAUGCCGAUAAUUAUUUCUUAGACGACCCACUCAGCGCUGUCGACUCUCACGUCGGCAAACACAUAUUUGAUAAGGUGAUAGGUCCAAAUGGACUCCUCAAGAGUAAAUCCCGCGUGUGGGUGACACACAACGUGUCGUACCUAGCGCAGACUGAUCUCGUGAUCGUGUUACGCGACGGGGAAGUCUCCGAGGCAGGCACCUACCAACAGCUGCUCGAGAAGAAAGGCGCUUUCGCCGAGUUCCUUUUACAUCACCUAAGUGACGCUGAGAGGACAUCGCCUGAAGAAUUAAAUGAAAUAAAACAAGAUCUUGAGACCAAACUCGGGUCUGAGUUUCACAAUAAACUGCAACGAGCUCGGUCGUUGUCUGAGAGCAAUUCAGAGUCCGAUCAAACAGCUGCAGGAGAUCGUGCUGGCAGCGUAAAGAGACGGACACCAGACGAUGUUACACAAAAUGAAUUAAAAGAAAAGAACAAACUCAUUGAGACCGAGAAAACUGAAACGGGCAGUGUGAAAUGGGGCGUCUACAAACAUUACUUAAUGAGUGUGGGUGUUCUGGCAUCUGUCGUUACGGUGUUAAUGAACCUUGUCCUGCAGGUGUUCCAGGUUGGCUCCAACUAUUGGCUCGCGGAGUGGUCCAAUGAUGAAACUAUGAUAGUCAACGGUACCGUAGAUACGAACAAACGAGAUAUGUAUCUAGGCGUGUACGGCGGCCUCGGCAUCGGACAAGUGGUGUCGGUGUCGGUGUCGUCGCUGGCGCUGUACGUGGGCGCGCUGCGGGCGGCGGGCGCGCUGCACGACGGGCUGCUCGCCGGCGUGCUGCGCGCGCCCACCAUCGGCUUCUUCGACUGCACGCCCGUCGGCCGCGUGCUCAACCGCUUCAGCAAGGACGUCGACGUGCUCGACAAUGUGCUGCCCAUGACGCUCAGGGGCUGGACCACCUGCUUCUUUGCGGUACGCACGAUAUCGUCGUUUUUUGCGGAUUUAAUGCCAUAUUUGGCAUGUUGGCGGGCGUCGCGGUACAUCCACGCUCUCUUGUUGGACAAUGUGUUAAAGGCCCCGUUGCAAUUCUUCGAAGUGACACCGGUUGGCAGGAUACUCUCUAGAUUUUCUAAAGACAUCGACGUCGUGGACACGUUGCUGCCCUCGCAGUGCUCAGACGUGAUAUAUUGCGCGUUCGAGGUACUUGGAACAUUGUUCGUCAUAAGCUACUCGACACCGAUCUUCUUGGCAGUGAUAGUGCCGAUCGGAGUGGUAUACUACGUGAUUCAAAGGUUCUACGUAGCCACGUCGAGACAACUGAAGCGGCUCGAGUCCGUGUCUCGCUCGCCUAUAUACUCACACUUUGGAGAGAGUAUCACCGGCGCAAGUACUAUACGGGCGUAUGGUGUUACACAGAGGUUUAUAAAGGAGUCGGAGCGCGGCGUGGACCACAACCAGUCGUGUUACUACCCGAGCUGCAUAGCCAACAGGUGGUUGGCAGUACGGCUGGAGAUGAUCGGCAAUCUGAUCAUAUUCUUCGCCGCAGUGCUCGCGGUCCUCGGCCGGGAGACUAUCAACCCGGGCCUCGUUGGUCUCUCCAUUAGCUACGCGUUGCAGAUCACUCAGACAUUGAACUGGCUCGUGCGAAUGACCUCAGAAGUAGAAACCAACAUUGUGGCUGUUGAAAGGAUAAAGGAGUAUGCAGAAACUGAACAGGAGGCGGCGUGGACGAUAGCCGGCAGCGGGCCCGGGUCGACGUGGCCGGAGACGGGCGCGCUGCAGCUGGAGCGGCUGUCGCUGGGCUACCGCGCCGGCGAGCCCGCGCUGCGCGACCUCACCUGCGCCGUGCCGCCGCGCGACAAGCUCGCCAUCGUCGGCCGCACCGGCGCCGGCAAGUCCACGCUCACGCUCGGACUCUUCCGGAUAGUGGAAGCAAUGAGCGGGAAAAUAUUGAUCGAUGGGAUCGACAUAUCGACGAUAGGACUGCACCAGCUACGUUCACGCAUCACUAUAAUCCCUCAAGACCCAGUGUUGUUCUCUGGCACAUUGAGGAUGAACCUCGACCCCUUCGAAGCAUACACCGACGAACAACUUUGGCGGUCGUUAGAGCAUGCGCAUCUUAAGAACUUCGUGAAGGGUCUGCCGUCGGGCCUGCUGCACGAGAUCUCGGAGGGCGGUGAGAACCUGUCGGUGGGGCAGCGGCAGCUCGUGUGCCUAGCGCGCGCGCUACUGCGCAAGACGCCACUGCUAGUGCUCGACGAGGCCACCGCCGCCGUCGACCUCGAGACCGACGAGCUCAUACAGAAAACGAUUCGUUCGGAGUUCGCGUCCUGCACGGUGUUGACGAUCGCUCACCGCCUCAACACUAUAAUGGACUCGACCCGCGUGAUGGUGCUGGACAAAGGUCAACUCGUGGAGUACGCGCCUCCAGAGCAACUACUGCAAGACAAAAACUCUAUUUUCUAUAGCAUGGCUAAGGAUGCCGGCCUCGUCAAUUAAUAUUCAAUAUAGAUUUUUUACCACAACCAUAAAAUGAUCCAAAAAGUGAAUAGAUAUAUGUGUAAAAUCGUUUAAAGCUGGACAUACAGUCAAACUAUUACUGUUGUACAUUUAAAAAUUAUGUUAGCGUAGUAGUCUGAAAUAAAUGCGUCGCAGUUCAUGACGUGCUGCCAUUGUCCAUCUAUCCACAUUGCACACCGUACGUACCUCAAUUAAUUACCGCAGGCGUUGAAUCGCAUUUAGUAAAUAAGGAACUAUGAAAUUAAUAUAUUCAGAUGGCGUCAUCACAAUUGCACCGUAUACGUCAAAUGUGUGCCCACACAUUACGGUAUUCGCCCGCACUGAUGUAAUCUGUAUACUCAUUAAGCGUUUUACUAGAAUACAACACGGAUAGAUGUGCGAGGUCGCGUGUAAUUUCAUACGAAGAUCUCAAACUGACUACUGUGGCGCUUGUGUCAUUUAAGCGUGCGUUCACCUUUAAACUUAUUAUUUUCAAAAUUAAUUUAUUCUACGAUGAAUCACUGUGCAUAUAACGCUUACAAUAUUUAUCGGUCGCGUUUAUAGACGGUACAGUCAUAUUGGUUUGAUACCACUCUUGUUAGUCGAAUCAAUAGUAUAUUGAACAACUUGUCAAUCUUGUCUGAAUGUUAUAAUUUAUACAAAAUAUCAAUUUACUUUUUAGAUCAUUUAUGGUAAAAGAAUGUGGAGAUUAUAACUAAUUAUGAACUAAACAAUACAAAUAGUGAUCGUGUAAUAUAAUGAUGUGAGUGUAACUCUACAAAUAGUACUGAGUUGUAUAAUAUUAGAAUUAUAUAAUGAGACAAAACAUGGUGAGUUAAGCAGCUAAUGUAAAAUAAUUAUAGUAUUUGCUUUGAUUAUUUAUCACGAUUCAAUUAAACUUUCUCAUACUCUGAUAUUUACUCAAUCAUAAUAAAGGUCAAAAAAUUAAAAAGCAAAUCGAGUUUAUACUAUUUCAUAUUUAGUUUAAUUUAAGCAUGGAAUAGAUGAACAAUUGUCAUUUUCUCUGUCACUACAACUGUGAUUUACAGGCAAUAUUACUAUGUUUGAUUAUGAUUAAUUAACAAGAACAGAAUAUCCAACUAUUUGCCCAGUUAUAAUAAUUUUAUUGUUGAAUCUGGUAUUCGUUUCAUUAAGGUUUAUUGAUUUUUUUCAUUACUAUGUUAGUUUUGUUACCGAUAAUAUACUAUGUUAGAAUUGUUAAAGUUAUUGAACGCAAUUUUAGAUGCAACUAUAUUUAUAUCACAUAAUUUUUUAACUUAAAGCAGUUCGCUCCUCAAUCUUGAAAACCCAUUUGCCUUCUCUUAUAUCUGGUUUUUCUAAAUUUCAAGGCAUUUUAUAUUACUAUAAUAUUAUUAAAAAUUCUUCUGAAUCGCAUCUACGUACUGUUUUUUAAUCUAACCAAUCGUCUUAUUCGCGAACUCGACGACUUCCAGCCACCUGAACAAGCUGGCCAUCGAAAGCGUUUUAGUGUCGUAGACUUCAUACAUAAUCGAGAUAUGGGCGGUACUACAAUCCCUCCAGCGGGGCCAGAUUGAUUAAAGGUGUAUUGAAGUGUAUAUACAGUAAAGCUACAAUGUCUAUCCCAGUAACCAGGGUACGAAACCCAUCCCAGUGCAGAAGUGUGUAAAACUUGUAAAUAAGGGUGACGUGGUAUAUGCUUAUUUUAAUUUUAUUUUAUCACAUUAAUCCUAAAAUUCAUAUAAUUUAAACCUAAAAAGUAUUAUAUUCUCGAAUUUAUUGUUUUAAAAUAAUAUUGUAUAAAAAAUUGAAAAUAUUGUUAAUUAGUGAAUUUUGAUCAAAAAAAUAUUUCAAUUAGUAAUAAUUUAAUGAAUAAGUAGUGUAAUAUAACAUUUUUCAUCAUUUUAUACAUCUGACUUUACAAAAAAAAGCAUUUAGUCAUAUACGCAUUAGGUCACAAAAUACAGUUUGUCAGAAACACUGUGGACACGAUCGCAAUUCUUUUUAUAAAAAUUAACGAAACUCAUUUAGAUUCAUGGUUUCCAAUAAAAUUCACUUUUCACAACUUUCUUAAAAGUUUUACAUCGAUAUUAUUUUUAUUGACUAAAUAUAAUAACAAAACAACAAAUUUACUGUAUUACAAUAAUUUACAAUCAAAAUAUAAGUGACGACGGGCGUAUUAUGACUACCUAAUGUGCACAUGACCGAAUAAGUUUGUUACGCAUGAAGCAUGUAAACGUACACUAUAGUGCUCAGAUUCUUGUUUUAAUAUAUUAAUUAUUAUUACAUAUGGUUUGUCUCAAAUAACUUUAAUAUUUUUAUAAAAGAUAAGGUUAAGCAACGUCAACUGUAUUAAAAAAAAAUCAUUUAAAUAUGAAGGCAUUUGUGUCCUUUUUAGUUGUCUACUUUAUUUAGCAUUGUCUCUGCUGAUAUAUAAUUUGAACUUAUUUUGUAAUAUAAAAUACAUAAACCUAUUGUAAUGUAUAUAUGCACAUGUAUACAUAGUUCUUAUAAGAGAAUCAAAAUUCAAAGUAAAUCUACCCACUGCAAUUGUAGUCCUAAUAAAAUUGAUUAGGAUGUAGAUUGUAUUAUUAAAUUUUCUUAAUAGAACAUAAAAAGAUUAGUCCAAAAUACAUGAGCAGGUAGGGAGCAUAGGUGGACAUUACCCGUUAUAGAAACCCCAUUGCCUCCCUAGAAAUUAGUGGAAUUUUGCUAUCAUUAGAUUUACUGAAAUUCUAUUCAAUCUUCCGAGAAAAUGGUAUAUAUAUUAUUUAAAAAAAAAAUAACAUUAAUAAAUUUACCUAUUUUAUUUAACCAUACUACCGCUAUUAUAGAGACAAGACUGCCCAUUACAAUUUUGCAUUUACAUAUUUUAUACAUCACAGUAAAGUUAUUUAUAUGUACAUAUUCUACUUCUGUAUAUACAUAUUUUAAUGAUUGUCUGAGACAAUACACACAAAAACGUACUCGUAUAUAGUGAUUUGUUAAUCUCAAUACACAAUGACAAGUUUCCUCAUUCUCCUAAUUUUUAUUUUAUUUAGUUACCUCUGUUUAUUUUAUUAAUUUCAUAAAAUCUGAUUUAUUAGAAUUAUACACAUCUGACUAAUAAAAUUGAUUUACUUCUUAAUUAAUAUUACAGGUAAUUAAUAUUUUUGAAGAGGUGUUCUUUUUUUUUGUAAUAGCACGUCAUGUGACAUGAAUACAUUCUCCAGUAUUAACAAUAUUCUGUCAUCAUUUAUAAACGAAAUAAAAACAUGGUUAAUUUUAUGUAUUCACUAUCUGAUCCAACAGACAGACGUGCGUUGUCCUGACCAAAUUUUAAAUAUUUUUUUUUCUCUAAUAACCGUAAUCUGACUGUAACGAACAUUAAGAAAAAUAACCAAACCGAUCCAGUGGUUACUCUGAUUAAUAAAAUAUAUAUAUACCUACUUACACGUCAUGCCCUAUACAGAGUAGGCAGAGAAUCUAGCGUCAAAACCUUUAGUCUUACAUAAGAUCUAUCUAUGUACUUAAUAAUUCUAUUAAUGGCCAUAUUUCGUUCAUUUCGCUUCAAAUCUUGGCCUUUUGUUACAUCUUUGUUAUAUUUUAUAUUUGUGUAUUAUAAUUAAAAGACUACCCUAUUUAAUGACAUUAUUUCUAUAACAAAGUAUGUAUAGGUAUAUAUUUGUUUUGUUUUUAUCAAUUGUGAUACUUCAGUAUAAUUUUAUGUGUAUGUUAAAAUAUGUACAUAUGUAAAAUAUAAAAAUUGAAGUAACAAAUUGUCAUACUAUGACAUUGUUUUAUAUAAUACUUAACAGGGCCAUUAUUAAAGUUUUCUAUAAGUUUCUCUGACAAACAAUUUCACCUCAAAUUAUAAGUACUUAUAGCAGAAUAAUAAUAAAUUAAGAAAUAAAUCUCGUAACCUUAGGUAUAUGUACUUACAAGCGUAUACUUAACACAUUAUUAAUUUUGUAAAGUAAAUCUCGACAAUACUUAGAAGAAUUUGAAUUUUAAUAAACAUUUAUGCUACUAAUUUUAUAAAUGCGAAUGUUUGUGAGGAUGGAUGAAUGUAUGUUAGUUUUUCAUGCAAAAAGUACUGAUGAUUUAAAUUUGGAACACGGAUAAAUAGGAUAUUUCAUAUGUUUUACGCGGGCGAAGUCGCGGGAUUCAGCUAGUACAGAUAUAGAGACAUAUAUAAAU